GUGGCUAUGGCUACAGGACAGGUGCUAUUUCAACGUUUUUUUUAUACCAAGUCUUUUGUGAAGCAUUCCAUGGAGCACGUGUCAAUGGCCUGUGUUCAUCUGGCAUCCAAAAUUGAGGAAGCACCGAGGCGCAUCAGGGAUGUGAUCAACGUGUUCCAUCGGCUGAGGCACCUGAGGGAGAAAAAGAAACCUGUGCCACUAAUACUGGAUCAAGAAUAUGUGAAUUUGAAGAAUCAAAUUAUUAAAGCAGAAAGAAGAGUGUUAAAGGAGUUGGGAUUUUGUGUUCAUGUAAAGCAUCCUCAUAAGAUAAUCGUUAUGUACCUUCAGGUAUUAGAAUGUGAACGUAACCAACACCUGGUCCAGACCUCAUGGAAUUACAUGAAUGAUAGCCUGAGGACAGAUGUCUUUGUAAGGUUCCAGCCAGAGAGCAUUGCCUGUGCAUGUAUUUACCUCGCAGCUAGGACGCUGGAGAUCCCACUUCCUAACCGUCCACACUGGUUCUUACUCUUUGGAGCAACAGAGGAAGAAAUUCAAGAAAUCUGCUUAAAAAUUUUGCAGCUCUAUACCCGGAAAAAGGUUGAUUUAUCUGAUCUGGAAAGUAAAAUAGAAAAGAAGAAACUGGCGAUUGAAGAGGCAAAAGCACAAGCUAAAGGGCUGGUACCUGAGGGAGCCCCAAGCUUGGAUAACACAUCAGGAUUUUCCCCUAUCCCAAAAAAUGAGUCUCCAAAAGAGGUUAAAGGAAAUAAGCCUUCGCCUCUACCUGUUCAGGCAAUGAAGAAUGCUAAAAGGAAAACAGAGGGAGCAAAGAGAACAAGUUCAAAUAGCCCAGUAAAUGGGAUUCAGAAAGGCAGAGAAAGCAGAAGUCGAAGUGGAAGUCGAGAGCAGAGUUACUCAAGAUCACCAUCCAGAUCUGCAUCCCCUAAGCACAGGAAGAGUGAGAGCUACUCCACCUCCAGCGGCUCCAAGUCCCACAGC
Molecule: messenger RNA, 975 nt
Organism: Merops nubicus (carmine bee-eater)
Lineage: Eukaryota; Metazoa; Chordata; Aves; Coraciiformes; Meropidae
Gene: CCNL2
Product: cyclin L2
Exons: 10
Biological process (GO): regulation of transcription by RNA polymerase II
Cellular component (GO): nucleus
Molecular function (GO): cyclin-dependent protein serine/threonine kinase regulator activity
Source: RefSeq, a predicted model, not a curated record